CGUUAUUAUUCAUUACCAGGGGCUGAAACAAUGAUGAAACCUUCUGUUAUAUUCCGUUUUUACGUGGUGAAAAACUGCAUAUGGAGAAGAGCAUAUGAAGCACUCAAGUUCAACCAUGAAGGAUUCCUUGAUAACUAUAUCCGCCGUAUAUUGAAUUUCACUUCAUCCAUCAAAGGAUCUCUGAAAGGUACAUUGGAAAAUAAGAAAAAAUACCUCGAGAAAAACAUUCACCAACAUAUCUUUGAUUCCUACACACCUAAAGAGGGGAUCAUACACGAAGUGUAUUUUUUUGAGUGUUUCAAAGAAACCGAGAAAAAGGAAAAUUGUGCAGCUCCAAAAAAAUGGGACGAGAAAUCUCAGAAUGUAGCAGCUUACCCCGUGUGGACGAUAAAAAGAUCCAAAUAUUAUAGUGUACCACAGACUAAAAAUGUGACUGAAGUAGUUCCUGAGCGACAAGUCGAAGAAAAGGAGCAUCAGGGAGAUUCUGAAUCCUUGAAACUGGAAGAUGAUUCUUUGGAGGAUGUGGUUGAACCAAUCAAGGACAACGAAAGUCAAAUGCAAGUAUCCCAAGUGAGCGUACUUAGCAUGGAAUUGCCAAGAGAAGUGGAAUCAGACGCUGAAGCAGAUAAUGUCCCAAAAAAGAAAGAGAUAAGAAGAAAAGUCUCGUUCAGAGACGAGGUCGACAUUUCCGGUUUUGAACGGAAUAAUUCAGAAGAUCGAAAUCUGGACACCGAGGAGUACAAGAACUAUCCAGAAUCGGCAGAAUGCGACCAAAACUUCUACGAAGACGUCAAUUAUACAUUGGAAAAAUCUCCCUCACUGGACUUGCAAGAAGACGCGAAACAGUUGACGUCAAGAAUUUCUGAUCUGUUGAUGACGGAUUCCCUGAUGCAGAUGGCUGAGGUGAUACCUAACGCAACCGAAAAACUGAAAUCGUCAAUGAAGAAAACAUCUGUCAAAAAUUUGAAUCUGACCGAAUCCGCAAGAGAGGUCUUGGCCAAACUGUCUAGAUCUUUCGUGGACGAAGGGUAUACGAAAACCUCUGGGAUAAUAUCGAUAGAUUUUGUGCCUCAGUUUUACGACCAAGAAGGCAAUCCGAUUACUGAAAUUCGUAACUUCGAUGGCGACGUACUGUUUAAGUUAUACAAUAAAAACGUAGAUGAACUAAAUUCUGUCCUUUUCGAUUCUGAAGGUGUGUUCCUCAAGAACAGAUACGAUGCUAAUGGCAAACGAAUCAAAGCUGUGUACGAUGUAGAUGGCAGAAUAAUCAGACGUAUAUCACAGAUCAACGAUGAUAUUAAAAGUAUCCAAACAGAUUUGGAGAACGUUGAAUAUUACGAUUAUAAAGGUAAACCUAUACAAAAGUUGUACGAUUCUUCUGGCUAUGAGAUCAAAACAGUGGGUAAAGAUUUAACCUCAAAAAUUUUCGACGCGGAUGGUACACUUCACAAGAACAUUUAUACAAGAAAAGGAAGAAGAAUUGAUGCUGUCUUCGACUCUCACGGACGUCUUAUAGGAAAGACUUCGAACAGUCAGUUGGAACCAGUUGUGAGGAGCGAGAUAAGGGUAGCAAAAAUGGACGGUGAUUCCUUGAAUAAAUUAUUCGAGGGCGACAACAAACCUUCUAAGAUUGAGAAAAACGAUAAUGAUAAUCCCCAUAAGAGGGAGAGAUCUCCGAAGAGGUUGUUCGACCAGGAAGGAAAUCCCCUCAUUGGUGUGUACGACAAGAAGGGGAAACCCAUCAAACUAACAUCGUCAGGAGAAGCCGAUGAACUUCUACCUUUCCUAUUUGACGAUAAAGGAAAACUGCAAAGUAAACGAUUCGAUUCCAAAGGAAAAGAACUGAAAGCGGUGUUUGGGGAAGAUGGUAAGGCUAUCAGCGAGAUGUCCAUAGCUUGGUUGAAUGAACUCUUGGCGAACAGUAAGCUCGACAGUCCGAAAACUAAAAAGAAAGGAUCGUUCUUCAAAAGGAAUACCAAAUCUAAAACAAGACCGCAAAGGUUGUGCGAUAUCGAAAAGCUGUACGAUUCAAAAGGAAAAGUCAUCACCAGCAUAUUCGAUUCAAAAGGAAAACCAUUAGUAGUAUCCACAUCUGGCGAUGCAAAUAAAUUGAUUCCAUUCUUAUUUGACAGUGACGGAAAAUUCGUCAGAAAAUCAUACGACUCAGAGAAGCGUAGGCUGAGAUGUGUAUAUGGAAAAGACGGAAAUGUAAUAAACUCAAUUUCAGUCACUUACUUGCAAAGAAUCGUAACGAAAUUGGAUAAGGAUCAAAAUGAGUUGAAUGAAGAUAAUAAUCAGCAGAAGCAAGACGAGGAAAAUGUGAGCUCUCUCAAAGUUUCCGAAGAAAAGGUUGAAAAUGAGGAAGUUAAAUCAAGCCAUAGUCUCGAUUGUUUCGAAAAAGUUCCCGACCAACUUUUCGACCAAGACGGUGAUGUUUUGACCGAAAUUUUUGAUAGUGAAGGUAACGCGUUAGCAGCCUCAUCUUCAGGAAACGCGUGGAAAUUGCUGCCUCAUUUGUUCGACCACAAAGGACAGUUCCUGAAGAACCGUUUCGAUAAGAAGAAAAGAGAAUUGAAAGCCGUUUACAAUAAAGAAGGUGACAAUUUAAACGACGAUCUUUCAUCCGUGAUAAAAGUAACAGUGGCUAAAUCUUCCGCUGAUAAAGAAGAUUCUGACAAAAAACCUGAGGAAGAGAAACCGGGAAACGAGGUAGAAAUGAAAAAGGAUUGCGAAUACAACAAGAGUGGGUUGAACGAUGGUGUUCAAAAUGAACAAAAAGAGUCAAACACGAAACUGAUCAAAACAGUUUCUUUUAUUUCCUCAACAGAGACACCUUCCAAGAUAAAUGCAACGAGAAAAAAGUCGUCGAAUCCAGAACAAGUUGAGCUGGUAAAACAGAAAGGGAAACACGAUAGGAAACAACUUAAACCAACCACUUCCAUCACGGAAAAGCAAAGUAUCAACCAGAAGUUUGACAAAACUGAGGUGCCGUUAAAGGCAGGUGAAUCCAUCUAUAGAUUUUAUGACGAAAGGGGAAACGCAAUCACGGAAGUUUAUGAUUCCAAAGGGCGAAAAUUGAUCAGAACGAGAUCAGAGGAUGUGGAGCUGUUGUCCAAGUAUCUUUUCGACAAAAAAGGAUUCUUGUUCGAGAACAUUUAUGAUCGAAAAGGAAGGAGAAUAACGAACAUUUUCGACGACCAGAGGAGAAAUAUAAGCAGAAUUUCGAUACCAUCUGUUAUUUCAGGGGACAAUAUUUUGAGUAGGCAGCACGAAAAGAACGAAAAGAUACCAGGAAGUGUCUACGAUAAGAAUGGAAAUUUGGUCAAGAAAAUCUUUGACAAAAAAGGACACCCUCUUAUGAUAACGAAGCUUGCUAAGUUGGAGGAUUUGGCUCCUAUCAUUUUUGAUGAGAAAGGGGUCAGAAGGAGAAUAUUUGAUAAAUCAGGGAACGAGAUAGGAUCCGUCUAUGACUAUAAAGGAAACGAGCUAAAAAGAUUUUCAACAUCAAAGAAACCGAAGUCUGCGUCUGACUGCAGGGAAACGAGGAUAUUCAGCAAAUCUGGAAGACCUCUUCGUAACUUCUACGAUUCUGAAGGUACCCUUAUAAUUGCCUUGUACAACGACUAUGGUAAAACGUUGUGCAGUGUCAGGAAAGGAGUCGAUAAUGUCGAGAAAUUGUCGAAAUUCUUCUUCGACAAGGAAGGACAGUUUCUACGAGGUAGGUUCUACAACUUCAGAGGACAAAUGAUCAAACACGUCUACGAUUCCGAUAAUAACAUCGUUCGGAGUAUAAAGAAAACGGCUUCUAGAAAGAUUGCCCAUUACAAAUAUUCCAAUCGCGAUGGGGAAAAAAAUCACAGGAAGCAUACUAACAAAAUGAAUCCAAGGGACCAAACAUCCAAGCACAAACAGAGAAACUAUCACGGAAAGAGUGAAGUUCGGCCUGUCGAAAACGUGACAGGUACCUUCUCUUCACAAUCUGAUACCAUACUCAACCCAGCAACUCCUUUGGUACAACGUUCGAUGUCAGCUUAUUCUUUGAGAGAUUACCCUAAACGCAAAGAGAUCAGGGCUCAAAGUGCAGCUUCCUCCACUUCCCUAACCAAUAUGUCGAUCAAGAAGUUCUACGACGAACACGGAAGACUUCUGACAGGAGUAUACAACUCCAAGACUAGACUCCUGGGGUACUCCGCCAGUGGCAAUGCCAGGGUCUUAGCCCCCUACCUGUUCGACACGAAGGGAAAUUUCAUUUCGGGUAGGUUCAACUUGGACAGGAAGCCCCUGAAAAAUAUUUACGAUUCUAGCGGUAAACUGGUCGAGAAAAUAUCCAAGCCCAUUCUGAACAAGACCAAGGAGGCGACGAAAGCGUCGAAAAAAUCGAGAGGGUUCAAGUUUCACGAUCUGAACGGCGAUGAGAUCACCAGCGUCUACGAUCUUCGUGGUGAGAAGAUUCUCGAUGUCACGGGAAGUUGCGAGAAAAUCGCUAAUUUGUUCGACAAGAAUGGAAAUUUCAAGAGGAAUUUGUACAACUAUAGAGGCUCCGAAUUGAAAGUUUACGGAGUUUGUCAGGAGAGUGUUAGGAGAGGGUCAUCCAUGGAGGACGAUAUUGAUCAAAAGGAAGACGAGAAACGAUCCAAGGGCCGGUUUUCCGUUCUGAGCAGUUUCAAAGACAAAAUUCUGACCGUGAUUUUCGAUAACCAACACAGACUAUCUCAUAGACUUUCUCCGCAAUCGUUAAAGAAAAAAGCACGCCAGUACAUGGAGGGUGAAAGGGGUAAACUCCAAGGCAUACCGAAGAGAAAAUCAAAUUUAUACGAUAAAAAUCUGAAUUUGAUAAAAGAUAUCUACGAUGACCGUGGGAAAAUCAUAAGAAAACUUUACAAUUCGGAUGGUGAAGUCAUCGAAGAACUUUACUCUGUUUCCGGCACUCUGGUGAAAAACAACGUGCUCAAGCAUAUGUUCGAGGAAGACGUAUUCACCCCCAAGGUUUUCAAUUCAGAGGGCAACUUGAUAUCCACAAUUUACGCGAAUAGGAAGGUCUUGAAGAAAGUGUUCGAUGAGCAUGGCGGGCCAGCGAAAGUCGAUUCAGAUUUGAUUUAUCUGGUCAGCGAUCGUUCACUUCCGGAUGAUGCCAGUCCAGAGACCUCGAAAUCGGAGACGAAGCAAGUGAACUAUUUCUCCGAAGGUAGCUCAUAUCCUUUUCCAGAAGGACAAAACCAAAAUAGACAAAUCAAAAAUCAACAGUUAAUAGAAGAACGAGAUUAUGAAGCUGAAAUGGAAGUCGCCUUCAAUAGAUAUUCAAGAAGGAGAACCGACAAUUGCAUCUGCGAACAUUGUCAAAAAAUGGGUAGGAACAGAAAUAAUAUCGUUCAGUUUGGGGAGAAUAUCUUGAGUAGACUGAGUAGGUUCACUCUUCCUUUGAGCAAAUUUUUAUCUGGGAAUUUUUUGAGAAGAUACGAUUCCGACGAAUUUGACGGCGAUAUUGACAGCCUGGAGACCCUCAUUGAUCAGGCGAGGAAAUCGAAUGCUCGUGAAGGAACCGAAGACUCGGAUAAGGAAUAUUAUAGUAGAAGUUCAAGUGUUAUGCUCGAGAGCGACGAGAAUGUUACGAUAUCGAGAAAAAUGAUCGAGAAAACCCUCAGAAAUUGCGUCCAUCUGAACAGCAGCACGAAAGUUCUUGGCAAAGUUUCUGAUACGGUACUUCAGCAUUUUACUAAUCUGAUUUUGCAAGAUAUCGAGCAGAAAUUUUAUCACAAGCUGAAUGUUUUGCAGUGUGGAGGGAGUCGCGAAGAUUCCUGUCAAGCCUUCACGUGCGAUGGUGAAAAUGAUAUUUGCGUUGGAACAGAAUUGAAAUUCGAAGAUUCUCUUAUCGGCAGACAUAUUUCCGCUCAAACCACAGAAUUUCCAACCUGUCCGGGAAGGUGCCGUAUUUGCGGAAGUUCCAUGGAGUGUCUGACCCAGAAUUUGGAUCCAUACGGAUGUUUCAAUGAGAACUCUAUCGGAUGGGAUAGCGUCAAUAACAAAGCGUUUGUAUGUAAAGUGCCCAACCUUCAGCCUUUCAUAAUGACGAUGAAAACGAAGAUCGAAGCUUUCGAGAAGAAUGUCGAAGGAAAGUAGAAUCUUCUCGGGAACCCUACGAUUUACUCUGUUCAUUUUAAGUGUUUAUUUUCGACUACAUCAAUGUCUUGGCCGAGAAGAAAAGAAGUUGAAUCUAUGUCUGUAAUAUUUUUGUUAUACUCUCUCAUCAAAUAAAAUAUUUGUUUCAAUAAAUGA
This is a messenger RNA of Coccinella septempunctata (seven-spotted ladybird), 6273 nucleotides long. RefSeq lists its product as uncharacterized. Bases 31 to 6117 code for a protein of 2028 amino acids. NCBI's taxonomy places the organism in Eukaryota, Metazoa, Arthropoda, Insecta, Coleoptera, Coccinellidae. The transcript has 6 exons. The record is from RefSeq and is a predicted model, not a curated record.